This is a messenger RNA of Microtus ochrogaster (prairie vole), 1823 nucleotides long. RefSeq names its product growth factor receptor bound protein 7 (gene Grb7). NCBI's taxonomy places the organism in Eukaryota, Metazoa, Chordata, Mammalia, Rodentia, Cricetidae. Gene Ontology annotation, biological process: signal transduction. The record is from RefSeq and is a predicted model, not a curated record.
AGGUGUGCGGAUUUUCAAGGUCUGGGUGCCAUGGAACUGGACCUGAGCCCACCUCAUCUCAGCAGCUCCCCAGAAGAUGUGUGCCCAGCUCCUGGGACGCCUCCUGAGACUCCUCCACCCCCGGAUAACCCUCCGCCAGGGGAUGUGAAGCGGUCCCAGCCUCUGCCCAUCCCAAGCAGCAGGAAACUUCGAGAAGAGGAGCUCCAGGCAACCUCUUUACCCUCCAUCCCCAACCCCUUCCCCGAGCUCUGCAGCCCACCUUCACAGAAACCUAUUCUUGGGGGUUCCUCCGGUGCAAGGGGUUUGCUUCCUCGAGAUUCCGGUCGCCUCCACGUGGUGAAGGUGUACAGUGAAGACGGGGCCUGCCGGUCUGUGGAGGUGGCAGCAGAAGCCACAGCUCGCCAUGUGUGUGAAAUGCUGGUCCAGCGAGCGCAUGCCCUGAGCGAUGAGAGCUGGGGCCUGGUGGAGUGCCACCCCUACUUAGCACUGGAGCGGGGUGUGGAGGACCAUGAGUUCGUGGUGGAAGUGCAGGAGGCCUGGCCUGUUGGUGGAGAUAGUCGCUUUGUCUUCCGCAAAAACUUCGCCAAGUAUGAACUGUUCAAGAGCCCCCCACAUACCCUGUUCCCAGAAAAGAUGGUCUCCAGCUGUCUGGAUGCACAAACAGGCAUAUCCCAUGAAGACCUCAUCCAGAACUUCCUGAACGCCGGCAGCUUCCCCGAGAUCCAGGGCUUCCUGCAGCUUCGGGGCUCAGGCCGGGGAUCAGGCCGAAAGCUUUGGAAACGAUUUUUCUGCUUUCUGCGCCGUUCUGGCCUCUAUUACUCCACCAAGGGCACCUCCAAGGACCCGAGGCACCUGCAGUACGUGGCCGAUGUGAAUGAGUCUAAUGCGUAUGUGGUGACCCAGGGCCGCAAGCUCUAUGGGAUGCCUACGGACUUCGGCUUCUGUGUCAAGCCCAACAAGCUUCGAAAUGGCCACAAGGGGCUCCACAUCUUCUGCAGUGAGGAUGAGCAGAGCAGAACCUGCUGGCUGACUGCCUUCCGUCUCUUCAAGUAUGGGGUGCAGUUAUAUAAGAAUUAUCAGCAAACUCAAUCUCGUCACCUGCGUCUAUCCUUUUUGGGGUCUCCGCCUUUGAGAAGCGUUUCGGAUAAUACCCUAGUGGCCAUGGACUUCUCUGGCCAUGCUGGGCGUGUCAUUGAGAACCCCCGAGAAGCUUUGAAUGCCGCCAUGGAGGAGGCCCAGGCUUGGAGGAAGAAGACAAACCACCGCCUCAGCCUGCCCACCCCAUGCUCUGGGUCAAGUCUCAGCACAGCCAUCCACCGCACCCAGCCUUGGUUCCAUGGACGCAUUUCCCGGGAGGAAAGCCAGCGGCUAAUUGGACAGCAGGGCCUGGUGGAUGGUGUGUUUCUGGUCCGGGAGAGCCAGCGCAACCCCCAAGGCUUUGUCCUGUCCUUGUGCCACCUGCAGAAAGUCAAGCAUUAUCUCAUUCUACCAAGCGAAGAUGAGGGCUGCCUCUACUUCAGCAUGGACGACGGCCAGACCCGGUUCACAGAUCUGCUGCAGCUGGUGGAGUUCCACCAGCUGAACCGAGGCAUCCUGCCCUGCGUGCUGCGCCACUGCUGCGCUCGUGUGGCCCUCUGACCCUGUCCAUCCUGACUUCUGUCCCUAAGGGAGGCAUCUGUGGUCCUCUCCCCAGGAGCUCCUGAGGCACUGCUCCAGUCAGGGGCAUUAUGAGAGAAGUAGGGGCAGCCCAGGUGGCCUCAUGCCCCACACUCUGUACAGACUAAGAGGCCAGUUGAUCUGCUCUGUUUUAUACUAGUGACAAU